Molecule: messenger RNA, 394 nt
Organism: Acaulospora colombiana
Lineage: Eukaryota; Fungi; Glomeromycota; Glomeromycetes; Diversisporales; Acaulosporaceae
Source: the annotation of a GenBank genome assembly
UGACUACGCCUACCCAGCUCCCGGCCCAAUAUACCAACCUAUGCCUUCCCCAAGUCUGCUUUCCCCUACAACUUCACUAGUUCCCAAUCAUAUGUCUACCCACCAUAUGGCACCACAACAACCCGCGCAACAACAUCAUCUCCAUCACUCGCAUCAUCAUUCCACACAUGAUGCUUAUGGUCAAUGGAUUAAUCCCACACCCACACCGGCCUCUCGACUCGACCCAAACUUUAGAGUAAUGCCCAACACUUAUAAUCCUUAUCCAGCACCGACUGCUGCUACAGCUAUACCCCCCUAUCAUCGGGAUAAUCAUGCAAUCAUGUCUGAAUCUAGUGGUAUUCCCCUCCAUGCUCUCGAACAGUCGUGGAGUAGUCUCAACGUUCAGCAGCGCUGA